UACAAUCUCUCUAUAAAUAUAUGUGGGCUAAGCUUGCUAACCAUCUAAGCAAACCAGCCCAUUACAUACACCUAUCAAGCUAUCUAGCAUGGCCCACGAGACACUCAGGCAUGGCCUCUGGCUACUAUUAGUGGCCUUAGCAAUUGCUCAUAUGGCUAAUGCCGGCGAUGCCGACAUCACCUCCGAUUUCAUUAUUCCCCCAGACCUAAAAGUCGUUGAUGGCCGCUUCUUCACCUCCACCAGCUUUCGGGCACUAGCCAACUCAACAAAACCAACAACGUUUAAAGUCACAAAAGCGAGCAUGGUCGAAUUUCCAGCACUCAAUGGACAGAGCGUGUCGUAUGCUGCCCUACAAUAUCCACCGGGGACUGCCAAUCCACCUCACACCCACCCUCGAUCAGCAGAGCUCUUGCUGGUCAUGUCUGGGUCGCUCGAAGUCGGAUUUGUCGACACGACGAACAAGCUCUACACCCGGACCCUCUAUGCAGGAGACAUGUUUGUGUUCCCUAAGGGACUAGUGCACUACCAAUUCAACCCCAAUAAUACUAGCUAUUCCUCUCAAACGCUUGCGAUCUCCGCCUUUGGAAGCGCAAAUGCCGGGACGGUGUCGCUUCCGGCAACCAUCUUUGCAACAGGCAUCGAUGAUACAAUCCUUGCUACAUCAUUCAAGACAGAUGUCGCGACUGUUCAAAUGCUCAAGGCUGGACUUGCACCCAAACCCUAAAACGAUUAUUGAUAUUGGCGUGUUGUUUUUAAAUAAGGAAAGAGAAUAAAAUUCAAUUUGAUUUGGUUAUGGUAGGCUUAGUGCCUAUCUAUUUAUUGUUGUCUUGUGAUCUUCUUUUUUAAAUUCAAAUUAAAUCAAGCUUAUGUAUGUGUUUGGUUGCACCAAUCGUGAUAUUUUGACGUUAGGAAACAAUUGUUUGUAUGA
Magnolia sinica is the source of this 928-nucleotide messenger RNA. RefSeq names its product germin-like protein 9-3. Gene Ontology annotation, cellular component: cell wall. The transcript has a single exon. Gene Ontology annotation, molecular function: manganese ion binding. The coding region runs from base 89 to 724 and encodes 211 amino acids. The record is from RefSeq and is a predicted model, not a curated record. NCBI's taxonomy places the organism in Eukaryota, Viridiplantae, Streptophyta, Magnoliopsida, Magnoliales, Magnoliaceae.